AUGGCAAUCGAUACCGUCAACAAUGGCCAAGUCAAAGCCAUAGCAGCAGACGACAUUCAAUCCACCUUCGGUUCUAACAGCAUCGACCUGAUCAGCAAACCCCUCGGCUCCCGUAUCCUCUCCUUCUCGGACGAAUGGUUCGCAGCCGCCGAGAACCUCACCACCCCCACCGCACCCAUUCGCAAACCCGGCGUCUUCGUCUUCUCCGGAGCCUGGUACGAUGGCUGGGAGACCCGCCGUCACAACCCGGCACCCUUUGACUGGGUAGUCUUCCGCCUGGGCGUUGCAUCCGGCAGAGUCAAGGGCGUAGAAAUCGACACUGCCUUCUUCAACGGCAACCACGCUCCAGAAGUCGCCGUGCAGGGCUGCUUUGCCUCGGACGACAGAGAAGAAGAAAUCAAGAGCGAGGACUUUAAAGAAUGGGAGACUAUCCUGCCCAUUCAGGAAUGCGGUCCUUCGCAACGACAGGCUUGGCUGCUUCCUGCCACCACAAAACCAUAUACCCAUAUUCGAUUGCAGAUGUUCCCUGAUGGAGGUAUCGCUCGCUUCCGCCUCUACGGAGACGUACAAGCUGUACUUCCCAAGGAUACCUCUGCAGUCUUUGACCUAGCAGCCACCGUCAACGGCGGCGUAGCAAUCCAAUGCUCAGACCAGCACUUCGGCACCAAGGACAACCUGCUGCUCCCAGGUCGCGGCAAAGACAUGGGCGAUGGCUGGGAAACCAAGCGCACGCGCGGCGAACACGUAGAUUGGUGUAUCAUUCGCUUGGGCACCACUGGCUUCAUCUCCAAACUGCUGAUCGACACCGCACAUUUCCGUGGUAACUUCCCGCAAAAGGUGCAGGUGUUUGCUGCUGAGGCCGGCGAAGCCCCUGCACAUGAUAGCGGCAAGUGGACAGAAAUUCUGGCGCCGCAGAAGACGGGACCCGAUUUCGAGCAUAUCUACGAAGGGGAUGUGUUGAAGGAAUGUCAGGGCAAGGCUUAUGAGUAUGUUAAGCUGGUCAUGAUUCCUGACGGUGGUAUCUCGAGGAUCAAGGUCUUUGGUAGCAAGGCCGUCUAG
Molecule: messenger RNA, 1059 nt
Organism: Aureobasidium namibiae CBS 147.97
Lineage: Eukaryota; Fungi; Ascomycota; Dothideomycetes; Dothideales; Saccotheciaceae
Product: Allantoicase
Exons: 1
Coding region: 1-1059 (352 amino acids)
Biological process (GO): allantoin catabolic process
Molecular function (GO): allantoicase activity
Source: RefSeq, a predicted model, not a curated record